This is a messenger RNA of Bactrocera tryoni, 1806 nucleotides long. RefSeq names its product methanethiol oxidase. The transcript has 6 exons. The coding region runs from base 91 to 1557 and encodes 488 amino acids. Lineage: Eukaryota; Metazoa; Arthropoda; Insecta; Diptera; Tephritidae. Gene Ontology annotation, molecular function: selenium binding. The record is from RefSeq and is a predicted model, not a curated record.
CUUAUUUGCGCCAGUCGCUCAGUGAUCUUGAUCAGUUGUGGAUCGUUUUGUGUGCAAUAAGGAAUUGUUAUCAACUGAAAAACAUCAAAAAUGUCUAGCAAAGCUUGUUGCCAUGGUCCCGGUUAUAAGACCCCACUUGACGCCAUGAAAAAUGGACCUCGCGAAAAAUUGCUCUAUACAGUUACUGUGCAGCCCAAUCUAGACGAGCCCCACGGAGAUUACCUAUCAACUGUGGAUGUGGAUCCCGAAAGUCCAACUUACUGUCAGGUAAUUCAUAGAACCUUUACCAAUCGCAAAGGCAAUGAACUCCACCACUCGGGCUGGAAUGCUUGCUCCAGCUGCUACUAUGUGGAUGAGGAUUCUAAACAAAUACCAAAGCGUGACAAACUUAUAUUGCCCUCGCUUAUUUCUGAUUUCAUUUACGUAAUGGAUGUGGCGACUGAUCCACGCAAGCCCUCUCUAUACAAGACCAUAGAUGGAGCUGUGUUCAAGCAACAUAAUGUAACUGCGCCGCAUACAACGCAUUGUCUGGCUGAUGGUAAUAUAAUGAUUUCAACGCUGGGCGAUGCUGAGGGUUAUGCCAAGGGCGAUUUUAUUCUCUUCGAAACGAAUAAUUUCAAUUGUGUCGGCACGUGGACCAAGGGCAACCAAGUGGCAUUAUGCGGUUAUGACUUUUGGUAUCAACCAUAUUUUGAUGUAAUGGUGUCAACGGAAUGGGGAGCACCUAAUAAGUUUAAACGCGGUUGGCGUACCGAAGAUCUCGAAGAUAUGACACAAUAUGGUUGUCGAUUGAAUUUUUACAAGUGGUCAACGCAUACGCUAUACCAAACCAUUGAUUUGGGUGAGGACGGUACAACACCAUUAGAAGUUCGUUUUAUGCACAAUCCGAAACGUCCGGAUGGCUUUGUUGGCUGUUGCUUGAACGCAAAUAUAUACUAUUUCAAAAAGAAACCCGAUUCCGAUGAAUUUAUAGCAAAAAAAGUUAUUGACAUACCUGGAAAGCUGAUUUCAAUUGAUGGUGGCAAGCCUGAGACUAUGAACGGCAUGGUUUCCGACAUAUUGCUUUCACUGGAUGACAAAUAUCUCUAUGUAAAUUGUUGGCUGCACGGUGAUCUGCGUCAAUAUGAUGUUACUGAUCCAGAAAAUCCACGCUUAACCGGUCAAUUAUUUUUGGGAGGUUUCAUUUGUGAAGACUGGAAGAAUGUGGAAGUGCUUGAAGAUAAAGAACUCACGAAACGUCCUGAACCACGCUUUGUUAAAGGCCGCAGACUUGAGGGUGGACCGCAAAUGUUGCAACUUUCUUUGGAUGGCAAGCGUUUGUACGUUUCAUCUUCACUUUUCUCCCCUUGGGAUAAGCAGUUCUAUCCGAAAAUGGUUGAAAAAGGCGGAACCAUAAUUCAAAUUGACAUUGAUGUCGUUAAUGGUGGCUUAAAGUUGAAUGAGGAUUUCCUAGUUGACUUCGGUAAUGAACCAUAUGGACCGGCAUUACCCCAUGAAAUGCGUUAUCCCGGUGGUGAUUGCACCUCCGACAUUUGGUUGGCUAACGAUGAAAAAUGAGUUUUGUAAAAUGUAGGCGUCAAUGCUAUCUUCAAUUCGCUGUAAAUUUCAGUAAAAUAAUACGGAAAACAGCGCAUUGCAAACAAUUACAUAUAUAUCUCAUUCAUAGCAUGGAAGGCGGCUCUAUGUGUCAAGAAUGGCUUUCUAACUGUGCGAUUUUCGUUUUUGUAAACUUCAAACAAGACAUUUCAUUCGAAAUGAAUUGUCAAUUAUGUAAUGCAAAGUUUUUGAAUAAAUUUUAAAAUGCAA